UCAUUACAAAUCGAUCGAGUGAAGAAGGAAACCUUCUCUCUUUUACUACAACAAAGGAAUUGUCCAAAGAUUAUCAUGGGGGCAGCCAUCUUUGCCGUAGUUCUGUUGACAGUUUCUCUUACAGUCCAAUCUGCUCCAGCGGAUCUGGAUACAUAUAUCAACGAGAGACAGGAAAUACCACAAGAGGAACCAGGUAAAAACAUGCCGGCUUCUCAUGCUUUGCGUUCCUAUGCUCCUUGGGCAGCUUGUAAAAAUGAAUUGAUGAAGUUGGUUCAAGAGGCAAAAGUUUGUAGGAGGUUUUUAACACCUGCGGCACAAAAGUUCGCUAAACACGCACGAGAAAAUAUCCAGUUUAACAAUGAGAUUGUUACGGCUGGAAAAGAGCUUGCUGAUGGCGAAAUAGAUACAAAAGGUGACCCUCCAGAGGAAAAGAAAGUGGAGAGGGCGGAGAAAAUGGCAGCCAAUCUGACUUAUCGCGGCUAUAUAUACAGAGUAAAUCCACAUGGCAGCAAAGGAGAUGUGAUGCUACCGUUUGAAGCAUAUAAGAAGGAUACUCCCCCAGAGUGUAAAACUCUGAUCACAGGCUUUCUGGAAAGAAACAGCCAUGCUGGUAGAAGUGAUUAAGCUGAUGGCAGCAUACAUGUGAAACUUCUGAAAGUUUUUAAAAUGCUUCACUGUCAUCUAGUGGUUAACUGUUAGUGACAAUAAAAAUUGAGUGUAUCACACAAACUUCAGGGGUUAGUUUCAUUUUCAGU
Molecule: messenger RNA, 755 nt
Organism: Pocillopora verrucosa
Lineage: Eukaryota; Metazoa; Cnidaria; Anthozoa; Scleractinia; Pocilloporidae
Source: RefSeq, a predicted model, not a curated record